Messenger RNA from Trichobilharzia szidati, 1128 nucleotides. The record is from the annotation of a GenBank genome assembly. Lineage: Eukaryota; Metazoa; Platyhelminthes; Trematoda; Strigeidida; Schistosomatidae.
UGCGUUCAGGGUCAUUGGAACAUUUACAAUCUUGGGACUCUAUUGUUGAACUUCGCCUCAUACUUUACAGUUGAAGCCACCCCAAUCGUUAUUUCAAUGCAUUCGCUCGAUUGCAUCACUAUCUUUUAACUUAGCGUUGAAAUGGAACACGCGUUACUUUGAAAUGCAUGCGGUACUUUUGCAUCGAGGAAAUGGUUUCUCCUACUGAUUAUAAUGACAUAUUCUGUAUUUGGACACCUCAGGCGUUUGUUUUACGUGCUGGUUUGUGUUCUAAUAUCUGUAGAACUGUAUGCUCUGCUAUACAUACACAUAUUUCGAGAAACACAUACAUCUGACUUUCAUUUCGCUCAGGUAUUAAACCAAACUCAUGGAGCAUCAUUUUUGGGUGGGGAUACUAACUGUCUCAGUCAAAACAAGCAUUUAUGGAGUGCGUAUAACCGCACACAUUCUGAAAACUGCAAAAAAGUAUUCAUAGACGUAGGAUGCAAAGCGGUCAGUUACGAUGGCUUCUCUCGCAGUUCUUGUCACAGCCAAGGGAACUUAAGUAGGCAACCGUCUUUCGUAGGAUGUUUCUUUGUCAGUUUCAGUGAACUUUCGAAGAUGAAAUCAAGUGAAUACAAGCAUAUGAACGAUUGUUUGAGUAUAUGCCGUUCACUUGGGGUAGCUUAUUCCUGGAUGGGUCCCAAUCAUUCCUGCUGGUGUCGUAUGAAUCUUCCUAAUCGAUCAGAAAAUGUAUCCGUCUCUCCAUGUUCCAUCAAAUGUGCUUUCGACGAACAAAGUCUAACCCCUGAGAACUAUCAACUUUGUCCUGAUCCGGUUCCAGUCCGCAUUUAUGCAACUAGAGCGAAUCCGCCUUAUCAUCCUACUCCUCUUCCUCUGAAAUCUGGUCUUGUCGAUCUGGUGUUAAAAAAACCAAUUAGAAUAGUCUACCUACUUGUGUGGAAUGGUAGAAGUUGGCUGCAUAUCCGUCGAAUGUUCAAGCUCAUAUAUCACACUCGACAUUAUUAUUACAUCCAUGUGGACGCGGUUAGUAAUGAUUGUCUAGAAAUUACUUUUUCUUUAAAUUCAGCAGUGAUACAGGUUAUUCAUAUGCAUUUGUUCCAUGUAUAUGGUGAUUCCUAUGAUUGA